This is a messenger RNA of Alternaria rosae, 1283 nucleotides long. RefSeq names its product chaperonin 10-like protein. Bases 206 to 1201 code for a protein of 331 amino acids. The record is from RefSeq and is a predicted model, not a curated record. NCBI's taxonomy places the organism in Eukaryota, Fungi, Ascomycota, Dothideomycetes, Pleosporales, Pleosporaceae. The transcript has a single exon. Gene Ontology annotation, biological process: alcohol metabolic process. Gene Ontology annotation, molecular function: alcohol dehydrogenase (NADP+) activity; zinc ion binding.
AACGUAGCUCAUGCUGCGUUCAUGGCAUAUGUAAGAAUGAGCUGCAGGUUGGCUCUAAUCAUAUAUAACAGUAGGUCGCGGAGGUCUUUGUGAACAUAUCCAUCAACUUCACAUCAACUUUCAUCUCUUUUGCAACAAGACACACAAAAGUUUUUCCAUUACAACCUUAUCAACGUAUACUACAUAACAACACAACACCACCAAGAUGCCUUCUUUCACCGUCUACAAGGGCUCCAAGGAGAGCAAGAUUGUCAAGUCGCAAACCACCAAGCCCGACCUUGAGAAUGACCAAGUCCUCAUCAAAGUAACCGCCUCCGGCCUCUGCGGAACCGAUGAGCACUACAAGGGCGCCGACAUGGCACUCGGCCACGAGGGUGUCGGUGUCGUAGAAGAGCUUGGACCCAACGUGCAGGACCUGAAGAAGGGCGACCGCGUCGGAUGGGGAUACGAGCACAACUCCUGCGGCCGCUGCGACAAGUGCCUCACAGGCCAAGAGACCUACUGCAACGAGCGCCAAAUGUACGGCAUGGCCAACCUUGACCAGGGCAGCUUUGCUUCCCACUCCGUCCAGCGCGAGGCCUUCGUCUUCAAGGUCCCCGAUGAGCUCACCGACGCCGAAGCCGCACCCCUGAUGUGCGGUGGAGCCACCGUCUUCAACGCCCUGCACACCUACAACGUCAAGCCCACCGACCGCGUUGGUGUCAUGGGUGUCGGUGGUCUCGGCCACUUGGCCAUCCAGUACGCGGCCAAGAUGGGCUGCGACGUCGUCGUCUUCUCCGGAUCCGAGAGCAAGAAGGACGAGGCCAUGAAGCUCGGCGCAAAGGAGUUCAUCGCCAUGAAGGGCAAGUCCGAGAUUAGCGUCAGCCGCCCUGUUGACGCUCUCCUUGUCACCACAUCUGUUAUGCCCGACUGGAAGCUCAUGCUCCCUGUCCUCAACAACAACGCUAUCAUCUUCCCCAUGACCGUUUCCGACGACGACUUUGCGAUUAACCACAUGGCUCUUAUUGCCAAGGGUAUCACUGUUCAGGGCUCCGUUGUUGCUGCCCGCGCUGUUCACCGCAGCAUGUUGGCUUUCUCCGCGCUGCAUGGCAUUAAGCCUAUUACCAUGGAGUUCCCGCUUACCGAGAGUGGUAUUGAGGAGGCGAUGGCCACCCUCAGGGAUGGAAAGAUGAGGUACCGUGGUGUGCUUAAGCCCCAGUAGAUGGAUGGCUUUGGAUAGAAGAUGGUAAUGUAAAGGGUAAUGAGUGUUUAUGACCAGAUACCGAUGAUAGACUUACGAAUCU